This is a messenger RNA of Penicillium maclennaniae, 1605 nucleotides long. Its product is annotated as putative spindle poison sensitivity protein Scp3. The record is from RefSeq and is a predicted model, not a curated record. Gene Ontology annotation, biological process: protein polyubiquitination. Gene Ontology annotation, molecular function: metal ion binding; ubiquitin protein ligase activity. The coding region runs from base 1 to 1605 and encodes 534 amino acids. Lineage: Eukaryota; Fungi; Ascomycota; Eurotiomycetes; Eurotiales; Aspergillaceae. The transcript has 3 exons.
AUGCUGUCGGCCUCUCGCCCUACUUCUCGUCCCAAUCGUUCCGAAAUGAGAGGUCGCGCGCCAGCUGCGGCGGCUUCUGAGCUUCAGAACGGCCACUCCCGCAACCCUUCCAGUCUCGACAUGGCUCGCAGUCCGCCAAACCCGAGCAACAAGAACACGAAGCAUGUUCCUUGCAAAUUCUUCCGCCAGGGGGCUUGCCAGGCCGGCCCCGCUUGUCCAUUCCUGCACUCGACCGACUCCGCAGUCGACUAUGCACCCUGCAAAUAUUUCACGAAGGGCAACUGCAAGUUCGGCGCAAAAUGCGCACUAGCCCAUAUUUUACCGGAUGGGCGCCGGGUGAACCGCCCCAGUGGCGGUGGGAUGGGAAUGGGCGGAAGCCAUCUUAAUUUAGGUGGCCGAGUUAAUCCGCAGGCCUACGUCAACCAAGAUUCCGCCUUGACAAACUCGGUGCUGUCACAGCAGCGCAUGAAUGGCCAUGAGCCCCGAUACGCUUCGCAGGUCCCUUCGCAAGACGAAUCGGUUUUCCACGGCCAGCAGCAGCCGCCCUACGAUUCCAUCCCGACAAUUGAUGCGGGGCUGGCCUCCGAUGCUGGUUCGAAGUAUGGAUCUCCUGUGGAAGAUGCGCGUUUUCCGAUGUCACCCAGUCACCACCAUCUGACGGCCCUUGAUGCGCCAUUGCCAGCCUCAUUCGAUAGCCAGGGCAUCUCUCAUGCUGCCCGCUAUGGUCCGGUGGCUGCCUCGGUGCCUUCAAAAUUCGGAAUGGAAUUGUCACCGCCGGCUCAGAGACCGGGGCCUCCGGAGUCCGCAUUCCGAAACCUGCGCGAUCUUGGUUACGCAUCAGACUUGCGAAAACAGUCCCUCGUAGGAUCCUCUCCUCCGGCACCCGAGGACUCAGUUGGGCCACGGUUCCUGCACUCCUCCCGUCCCGUCAAGCCUCGUAUGCUGUCUGCUAGCGUUCCUCGUCCUACCGCUCUUGAUGACUGGGAUGAGAAUUUCCCUAUGGAAGAAGACUACCUACCUAUAAAUUUGCAUGAUGAUGUUCUCACCCCCCAAGAGAAGCUUCGCCGGCUCUCGCGAACUGACCAUGAUAUUGGGAUCAGCUCCAGCCACCGCGAUAUUAGCGGUCUGGGCAUGAGCAGUAGCUUUUCGAAGACCGGCUCUCCUCUGGCGUCCAGUCCCUCUCGAUUCGGUGCAUUGUUCGCCAAGCAACGCCAGAAGAAGGAAGAUGAUGGCAUUGGUUCCUCAUUCCCUCACAUUGGCUCCCCUCUCCGUGAAUCUUCCUUAAAUCCAAUUGGCAGUCCAAGCCUGGGUCCUAUCGGCAGUCGGCACGAUGGCUCGCCAUUUGUCUCGAGCCCUGGAAGACAAGGCUCCUUCUCGAUGAUCUCUGAGCAGCUUAGCGGCAUGUCCCUUCAUCCCGGUUCGGCCCGUCACUCAUCUGCUGGCCCUAGUGCCCGCCUCGAGCGAACCGGGUCGUCUGUUACCACGAGCAAAAUCGAGGAGGAAGAACAGAGCGACCUCGUCUUUUCUAUGGAAGAAGAGGAAGGAAACAAGCGCAACAGUUCCUCUUGGAACUCGGAGACCAAGGAGAGCUCCAACGACGCCUAA